AUGCCCAAGGCCAACAAAUCCGAUAACUGCGUUGUGGACAUCGAUACACCAAGGAUCUCUCAGGAUACCUUCUUUUUCAUCCCUGAACUUCUACAUCUUCUCGCCGGCUAUCUCACACAGAGUGAUCUUAAGGCCGCCGUCCUCGUCAGUCGUGCCUGGAAUACCAUUUGGGUUCCCUAUCUCUAUGAAAAGCUAUUCUUCCGCGAGUACCAGCAGACUCGCAGCUACCCCAGCAUGCACUCAUACGGCCAUCAUGUCAAGAGUCUCGAGCUCAUUUCCAUAGAAUGGGACAAUCUCGCUUUCCUUAUCAACUUUACCACCAGCCUACACUCGCUCUUCCUCUGCAGCACAAAAUUGAGCACUUUUCAGCUUCAGGAGCUCGGAGAGAUAGCACCACAGCUUCGAGUUCUGCAUACCAUCUUGGGGCAACGCUCGCCAAAUCCAUUGGAGUGCCAGAUGACUCCUGUGUCUGCAUUCAAGCACCUGGAGGACUUUUACUGGAGUGCCCUGACAGAUGUCCGCAUCGACGAUAUUCUUUUCGUGCUUAAAUCAUGCUCUCAUCUCCAGUCACUGGCCUUGGCAAUCAACUCACUAGUCGAAGAACUUGACGAGGCCAAAGUCGAGGAGAUUGACGGCAUCAAAAACAGCAGCUUGACCGUCGAUGUUGCGCCAGAAUUGGUCAAAGUGGACGAUGACGGCUGGGCAAGCACGUCGCUCCGAGUAUUGAGCUGGGGCAAUGUGAUGUUAGGACCACGACAAUCCUGCUUGGACGACUCGAAACAGCCACAUCCCUGCAUCCGCCGCCUCUUUCAGCACACACCAAAUCUCAGGAAGGUCAAGAUCAGUGAUGAGAACAACAUUGGCGCUCAGAACUGGAACUGCAUGUUCGGGAAUCAAGCCAGCAUCCAGGAGAUCGAGCUUGCGUUGCGCGUCUCAGUAACCGAAGGUGGUUCUCGAGUCGGCGAUUCGGGGCUCUUGAACGCUGUGUCAAAAGCAUGCUCGAAUCUCAAGAAGUUUACUGCCAAGCGUAUGUCGCCUACAACGGACGAGGCAUUUGCGGAAAUGAUGCGGGUCAACCACGGGCUUCAAAAGGUCAACGUCAAAUACACGGAAUUCGGGGACUUGGCACUCCAUCAAUUGGCACACCUUCCUCCAACACUCACUUCAGCAGGGACUUCGCAUAGCCUUGUUGAACUCGAUGUGGAGGAAUGUCUUCAGAUCACCAGCCGUAGUGCCAUCGAGAUACUCGAGAACUGUCUUCUCUUGCGCAAUUUGAACCUGUUGGGCACGAAAGCCGGUACAAUCGAGCUUUUCAAGGGGUGCAAGCCUUGGCCUUGUGCGAAGGUGCUGGAGAUGCUGCGGAUUGAUAUCCAACCACUCGACUAUCAGCGCUGGCGGCGCAGUGCUGGAUCUAGACAAGCAGAUAUGCCCCCUCUUAAACCAUACGCACCUGAGGACCAGGGGUUGAUCAGGGAGCGGCUGUGCUUGUUCACUUCUCUUCUCGAUCUCGAACUCAAGGGUGAAGCGAUGACAUAUGAAAUCUUGGAGGACUUUUCGUUUGCGCUGAAUCUUCGAAAAGUUAUUCUGUGUAUUCCGUUCAAGGCGUUAUACUAUAGAAUGAAACAAAAGAAGAGAAUAAUGGCCCAAGAGCGCGGCAUGACAUUGUUGCUGAACUGGAUUGUGAGGGGUAGGGUCAGCUAUGUUUCCUCACGACCCGUCAGUAUUAUCUCUGCCAUUGUCAGCAGGGAUACUUUUGUAUUCCAUUCUCGUGCACGUCAUCGCCCGUAA
Gamsiella multidivaricata is the source of this 1788-nucleotide messenger RNA. RefSeq lists its product as uncharacterized. Lineage: Eukaryota; Fungi; Mortierellomycota; Mortierellomycetes; Mortierellales; Mortierellaceae. Bases 1 to 1788 code for a protein of 595 amino acids. The record is from RefSeq and is a predicted model, not a curated record. The transcript has 2 exons. Gene Ontology annotation, molecular function: protein binding.